AGAGAGAGUAUGGCAACAUUAGACUCUUCCAAUUCUCCAACAAGUCCAUCCUUCACACUCAGAGUACCCCAACAAAAAACCAACCCAUUCCUCCGCAGCAUUUCCACCAAAGAGCCCUCUUUCUCCCACUUCCCCUCCCCACCGCCUCGCCUCGCCUCUCAACCUUCCAGCCCCGCCCGCCUCCCCUUCCCACCCUCCUCCAAACCCCUCGACAACAACAACCCCGACGCUGCCGCAUUGUCGCGGUGCGUCUCCUCCGUCCUAAAAAAAGACGGACAGAUAUUGUCCGUCGCGGCCUCGAACGGGCUCGUGUACACCGGGUCCGAGUCCAACGUGGUUCGGGUGUGGAAACUGCCCGAGUUCACCGAGUGCGGCCUGCUCAAGACCAAGGCCGGCGUGGUGGUUGCGAUCGAGGUGUCCAACGACAAGGUUUACGUUGCGUACGCGGAUUGCAAGAUACGGGUUUGGCGGCGGAGCUGGGAAGGUGUUACGAGGCAUGUGCGGGUGGGGACUAUUCCGAGGGCCGGAAGUUAUGUUCGGAAUUAUAUCGCCGGCAAGGAUAAGAUGAUGAAGCAUAUGGGGCCCAUAUCCUCACUAGCACUGAACGCAUCGGACGACAUCCUCUACUCCGCAUCCCUCGACAAAACAGUCAAAGUAUGGCGAAUCUCCGAUUACAAAUGCAUCGAGACCAUCCAAGCCCACUCCGAACCAAUCAACGCCAUCGCAUUAUCCGACGACGGAGUCCUCUACACCGCCUCCGACGACGCCACCGUCCGCGUGUGGCGGCGCAACUUCUGCACCUCCAACCGGCCCCACUCCCUCACCAUAACCCUCCCCGCCAAAUCAUCGCCCGUCAGAACCCUAGCCCUAACCGCCGACGGUGGGGUCCUCUACGGCGGCUGCACCGACGGGUACAUCCAUUACUGGCUCAAGGGCUGGUUCUCGGCUCAACCGCAGUACGGCGGGUCGCUCCCGGGGCACACCCACGCGGUGAUGUGUUUGGCCACUGUGGGGAGUUUUGUGGUGAGCGGGUCGGCAGAUUCGACGGGUCGGGUUUGGGUAAGGGAGCAAGACGGGCAGCAUUGUUGCGUUGCGGUGCUUCAGGGUCAUAGGGGGCCGAUCAGGUGCGUCGCGGCGUUUCCUGGGUGGGUUUCGGCGGCGGGGGAGGAGGCGGAGGAUGGUUGCACGGUUUGCACUGGGAGUCUCGAUGGGGUGCUGAAGGUGUGGCGGGUGGUGAAUAAUGUCGGGCGAUGUUUGGUUCAGAAGACUUGUGCGUACUUUGAUCUGGAUUAAAGGUUUGGUCAUGGUUUUGAGAUGCAAGUGUACAUUCUAGUGUCAUGGGCUGUUAGAAGUAGUUCCCUUCGCUUCCGGUCUCGAUCCUCGCUUUCGCGAAUCUGAAUAAUUUGGAAUGUUCUUUUAAGACGCUUCAAUGCUCGCGCUCUCGUUCGCGCAUGACCAUGCGAGUUAUGUGACUUAGGCUAGAACUUAGAUGUCUAGUAGUAACUCUAGUAGUUGGUUAAUUUGCCUCCCUAGUGGUUCGGACUUCGGAUCAUGUACAUACAAGUUGCCCUUGAUUUCAUCUCA
Rhododendron vialii is the source of this 1584-nucleotide messenger RNA. RefSeq names its product protein JINGUBANG-like. Gene Ontology annotation, molecular function: protein binding. The coding region runs from base 10 to 1293 and encodes 427 amino acids. The record is from RefSeq and is a predicted model, not a curated record. Lineage: Eukaryota; Viridiplantae; Streptophyta; Magnoliopsida; Ericales; Ericaceae. The transcript has 3 exons.